Molecule: messenger RNA, 1869 nt
Organism: Suillus paluster
Lineage: Eukaryota; Fungi; Basidiomycota; Agaricomycetes; Boletales; Suillaceae
Product: PCI domain-containing protein
Exons: 10
Coding region: 268-1596 (442 amino acids)
Biological process (GO): protein deneddylation
Cellular component (GO): COP9 signalosome
Source: RefSeq, a predicted model, not a curated record
CCGUACUGAACUCCUACGUGAGGCUGCACGCGUUCAUCAUUUCAUCAUUGAUAUUAGCCAAACGUCUUCGUUGUUAACCGCAUAAACGCACACACACGAUGGAUGACGAUGACGCCGAUUACAUGCAGGGCAGUGAUGAUGAGGUCGCACUCUCAUUAUCAGCCCCUUGGACGGUUGUGCUGACCCCAAACAAUUUUGCAGGAUUACGGCUUCGACUACUCUGAUGGUGACGAAGCCAAUGAAUCCGGGAGUGCUGAUGUAGAGAACAUGUACUAUACUGCAAAAUCAAAGAAAGAAGAUAAUCCAGAGGAAGCACUCAAAGACUUUCGCGCUAUAGCAGACCAGGAAACAGAGAAAGGGGACUGGGGCUUCAAGGCUCUGAAGCAAUCCACCAAACUACUCUUCCUGCAGCUGCACAGACCAGCAGAAGCGUUGAAGACCUACACUCAACUUCUCACCUACACCAAGUCUGCAGUCACACGAAACUACUCUGAGAAGACCAUCAAUGGCAUCCUUGAUUACGUGGGUGGUGGGAAGAGUGGUCCGGUCGAGGUAGAUGUGCUAGAAAGAUUCUAUCAGGCGACCAAAGAUGCGCUUGAGGAGGCGAAAAACGACCGUCUGUCUGUCAAGACGAACUUGAAACUUGCGAAGCUUUGGCUAGAUCGAAAAGAGUACGGGCGUUUGUCAAAGCUCAUCCGCGACUUGCACGCCACGACCAAAGCUGCCAUGGAUAGCGAAGACCAGUCGCAACGGGGUACCCAGCUCCUCGAGAUCUAUGCACUCGAGAUUCAAAUGCACAAUGAGAUGCGUAACGUCAAGAAGCUCAAGGAAAUCUAUAAUGCAUCCAAUAGUGUGCGCUCCGCAAUUCCACAUCCGCGGAUUAUGGGUGUCAUCAAGGAGUGCGGAGGGAAGAUGUGGAUGGGCGAAAGACAGUGGAACCGUGCUUCAGAGGACUUUUUCGAGUCCUUCCGCAACUACGAUGAAGCCGGCUCUCCGCAACGCAUCCAAGUUCUCAAGUACCUUGUCCUCGCGAACAUGCUCACCGGAUCUGAGGUCAACCCAUUCGACUCCCAGGAGACAAAGCCGUACAAGAAUGACUCACAGAUCAAAGCCAUGACAGAUCUUGUAGACGCCUAUCAACGUAGAGAAGUUCACCUAGCUGAGAAGAUCUUACGAGAUAACCGGUCAACAAUUAUGGAUGAUCUAUUUAUCAGAUCGUAUAUCGGCGAACUUCUACGCAGUCUGCGCACGUCCUACUUGAUUGACCUCAUCAAACCCUACACGAGACUUGAGCUCUCGUUCCUCGCCAAACAACUUAACGUCGAAAUUGCCGAGGUCGAGGAGCUCCUUAUUGGGCUUAUCCUCGAGGGAAAGGUUGAUGGCCGGAUCGACCAAGUCGGCAUGCGCCUUGAACUGGAUCAAAGCCACGCACUGGAGAAGAAGCGUUAUGCCGCACUUGAGAAGUGGACAGAAGCACUCGAGGGCUUGCAUGCUACUGUGGUAGCGAAGACUGCUGCAGCAGCAAGAGGAGAGCCGAUGAUGGGCAUGCCACCUGAACGAUACCCCUCUGACUUUGUGACGGCGGGGGGGUUCUAAUCGAUACCUUGUGGCAGUCCUCCUAACGUUGUGUCGUGACUUAUGAUUGCAUUUUCCGAUGUUUCUCGAAGCCUUUCAACAAGAAGUGUGCAAUAUCCUGCGCGUUGUCUAGCCAAAUAUCUAGCAACAAAGGUCCAACUUAGCGUUUGGAUGUGACACGUUAUGCAGGCGAGACGCCUAACAUACGUCACUGAGAUUUCUUUCGUCCAUCAAUGCAGUGUCACCAUGCUGAACAGCUUCCAUAAGUUGGACCGUGCUUCAGGCUGUCUUUGA